Messenger RNA from Anopheles moucheti, 4585 nucleotides. RefSeq names its product ubiquitin-protein ligase E3B. The transcript is spliced from 9 exons. NCBI's taxonomy places the organism in Eukaryota, Metazoa, Arthropoda, Insecta, Diptera, Culicidae. Bases 308 to 3556 code for a protein of 1082 amino acids. The record is from RefSeq and is a predicted model, not a curated record. Gene Ontology annotation, biological process: ubiquitin-dependent protein catabolic process; protein polyubiquitination. Gene Ontology annotation, molecular function: ubiquitin protein ligase activity; protein binding.
AUGUGAUCAGAUGUAAAAUGUGAUGUGUGUGAUGUGAAAUUGUAGUGAUCGGACGUGUGAUGAUGCCCUUUGGCAGUGUUUAGUUUAACUACGCGUGUGAGUUAGUCCUUGCCCGGAUGAAUGACGAUGAUGCGUGCGAGGGACCAUCGGGUUGUUGAUACUCCGUUGUCCAAUGCUUCUAGAAACAUUGGACCAUCCGGUGCCGAUGAGGAAAUGCGCUAAGUAACGAGUGCAGUUGAUAGUGUUUGUGAGUCGUCGGUGUGAAUCGGGAACCUCGGCAUAAGGCAAACAAAAAAAGAAACACAAUAUGUUUGGACGUACCGAAACCAACAAGGACAGUUUUCUCGUCCAAACGAAAGCGGCACGGGAAGAGCGUGCCAAUGAACGGGCACAGGAAGAACGGCGGGACCGUUCGAUAUUGCUGCUUCAGCGCAACAUCCGCGGAUGGUUGGCUCGUACCAAAUUUCGCCAAACAAUUCUCACUGAAUUUGACGAACUGCUUCCACCGGUCACAAAUGUCGGUAAACCGAUCGACCUUAAACCGAGCCUUGCCGUGUAUUGUGCCGCCAGCCACUUUCUGCUCCAGUGGAAAGCGGAAACGAGCGCACCGGAGUCGGCACCGCAUCGGGAACGGCUGGAACGUUUGUGUCGCUAUUUAGUCGCUAGCCUUGAAUCGGAUUCACCCAAAACAAGCUACAUUGGUGUUGCGUUCAAUAAGGAACUAAGCUUAGCCUGGAUACGCCACAUCAAGAAGCUGCUGUACCGAUGCUGUACCGUGAUCGAGCUGCUUAAACCCGAGGUACACAGCGAUAGCAUAUCAUUGGCCUUAUAUCUGCACACGCUGGUCGCGUUUACGUCGAUCAACAGUUGGGCGCUGUUGCGCAAUAAAUCGUUGGCCGGCCUAAAGCCCGGUAUGAUGCAGCUGUGCGCGAAUGUGAUGGGCGAUCUCGUACAGAAAGGGUUCUAUCUAACGUUGCGCCAGGUGCUGGUAAAAGGCACCUGUCGGCCGGUAGUGAACCUGAAACCCAUCUCACUUACCGCGCUUGUAACGCUUGCCCUACGGCCGCUCGUAUCGUCCGGGUAUAGCGAGAACCUUCUCAGCCAAUUUCUGGUGCAGAUCCUCUCCGUACCGGGUAUGAUCGCGCAGCUCGAACAGCUCACGCCCGAAUGUUUGGUAAGCAUUCAAUCGCACGGAACGCUGGAAAAAACGCUCGAUCUGCUGGCCGGUGAACAGUCGACCAAGUUUGUGGUGGCCAGCCUGCAGAAUAGCAAUCUGCUCGCGCUGCUUGCCAACCUGGUGCAGCUGUACUAUCUGGAGCCGCCGGAAAAUGCGGCCAAACUGGCCUAUCCCGCGUUCACGUUCGUCGUGACGCAGCUACUGAACGGUAUACUGACCAGCUUGGCCCAGGCCGGUGGUGCCUUCACGCAGUGGCACGAACUGCUCGGGUGGUUUUCGCCCGGCAAGGAUCGGCUGCAGCACGAAAAUUUACCGCUGAUCAAGAAACAGAUCCAUCUGCUGUGGAACCAUCGGAUCGUGAAGCUGCUGCUGGGUGACAAUCUGAAGGAGCUUGCGGUCGGGUACGAGACGAUCGAUUAUCCCAUCCCAACUGGUAACAGUACGGGGAACUUGUUGAAGCGUGCGCUCACAUUUGAGCGUAGCUCGAUGAAGGGACAACCGAACAAGGCGGGCAAAACGUACCGAAAGCUCGGGUCGGCUGAAGUAUCCCGGGUGGCACUAACCUGCUCGAUGUAUCACGCGGCACUGAGUGCGUUGUCACAGCUACGAUUGGACAUUCUUUCUGGUCUUUGCUAUAACGAUACGGUGCUACACGAUCUUUGGCUGCUGCUCGGAUCGAUCGGUCCGAACUGUGGUCUAAAAGGGUUCAUCGAGUUGCUGCAAGUUAGUCAAACGAAUUACGCACCCCCACUGCUGCUGCUGUCACUGUUUUGCGAUUGCAUGACCCACUACGUAACUAUUUUAGAUGAUUUGGAAAUGUACGAGCAGCAGACACCGUUCACGCUGAACGAUUACAUCGUGCUGUCGCACUUUUUGAACACAUUCCUGUACCGCACCAUUCAGGACCAGAUACUGGACGCCAAGACGGCAACCAGCGCACCGCUGUUCGUGUCCAUACACACGCUGCUGCUGUGCCUGUACCGGCGCGACUGUCGGCGUCAGUUUGCCCCGCCGAACCAUUGGCUGAUCCGUGACAUACGGCCGUCCCACUUUCUAGCCGAUCUGGAGAAGGGUAAAAAGCACACCCAGAUUCUGUUGCAGAAGAUGCCCCACAUAAUCCCGCACGAAGACCGGGUGCAGCUGUUCCGGAAGUUUGUACAGAAUGAAAAAGCGGUACUCGGGUUGACGGAAUCGGCCUGUGCCUCACCGAGCUCCGCGCUGGUCACCGUCCAUCGGGAUCGUAUCGUGGAGGAUGGUUAUCGGCAGCUGGCCGCAUUACCACCGCAUGGGCUGAAAGGUGUGAUACGGGUUCGGUUCAUUAACCAGCAGGGUUUGGAUGAGGCGGGUAUCGAUCAGGAUGGUGUGUUUAAGGAGUUUUUGGAAGAAACGAUCAAGCGAGUGUUUGACCCAUCGUUGAAUCUGUUUAAAACGACCACCGAACAGCGGCUCUAUCCAUCGCCCACCUCACACAUGCAGGAAAACCAUCUAGCCUUGUUCGAGUUUGUGGGGCGAAUGUUGGGCAAAGCGGUUUACGAGGGAAUCGUGGUGGAUGUACCGUUUGCGUCGUUCUUCCUCUCGCAGGUGCUUGGGCAGACGCAGCAAGCAUUGUACAGCUGCAUGGAUGAGUUACCGUCGCUCGAUAAGGAACUGUACCGUAGCUUAACGUUUAUCAAACACUACCAGGGUGAUGUAGCCGAUCUAGACCUAACGUUCAGCGUGGACGAGGAUGUGAUGGGAAAGAUAGUGACACACGAACUGCAUCCGGGUGGCAAGGCACGAGCAGUUAAUAACGAUAAUAAGAUUAAUUACAUCCACUACAUGGCUUACUUUCGCAUGCACACCCAAAUCCGCGAUCAGACGGCCGCGUUUAUACGCGGAUUUCGUUGCAUCGUUAAUCCGGACUGGUUGGCGCUGUUCUCCACACCGGAACUGCAAAGACUUAUAUCGGGCGAUACAUCGCCAUUGGAUUUGAAGGAUCUGCGCAAACAUACGCAGUAUUACGGUGGGUUUCACGACGGUCAUCGGGUGGUCGGGUGGCUGUGGGAUAUUCUUGCCAAAGAUUUCACCGAGGAGGAGAAAAAAUUGUUCCUCAAGUUUGUUACGAGCUGUUCGAAACCGCCACUGCUUGGCUUCGCUCAUUUGGAGCCCCCGUUUUCCAUACGUUGCGUGGACGUGGGCGAUGAUGAGGACAUCGGCGAUACGGUUGGUUCGGUCAUACGAGGGUUCUUUACCAUUCGCAAGAAGGAUCCACUGAACCGGCUGCCCACUUCAUCCACCUGCUUCAAUCUGCUCAAGCUGCCGAACUAUCAGAAGAAGAGCAUGCUGCGGGAUAAGCUCCGGUACGCAAUAUCUAGCAAUACCGGGUUCGAGCUGUCAUAAGCGGCGUUUGCGGCGUAACCGAUGUUUGCCGACGACCUUUCUUCCCUCUCGUGCCCGAUCCAAUCGGAACACACGUGGUGUAAUGCAGAUCAGGCAGAGGAUUCUUAUGAAUUUCGAUGAAGAUAUGUAAUCCAUUAAACUGUGAUAGUAAAGCGCGCAAGGAUAUUGAUUCGGGCGGCGAGAGCUCAAAAAUUGGAACGCGGACGCGGAUUUUUCGUAGUAGAAUAGAAAUUGUGGAGCUAACGAGCUCUGGAGCUCUCCGCCCAAUGAAUAUCAUAUCCCCGUGUUUGGUAUUUAGCAAAGCAACUGUGUGCAAUCGGCGAUCAAGCAACGGUGAUGUAUUGAACCCAGUGUUUUCGGUGUAUCACAACGUGUGACCCGUCGGUGUAUAUCAACAAGUAGAGUAUUUAUGGUAUUGCGUUUGGUACGAGUGUCCUUUUUCGUAUGAGUGUUGUGUGUGUGCGUGUGAUAAGGAAAAAAAGGAAAUUGUAUUCGUUGCAGCUAGGAGCCGAUAUGUAGUAUUCAUCUAAAGCGAACCUACAAAACGUAUCAAGUGAAACAGAACGUAUAAGUCAGAAAGGAACUGUGUUUAUUUUCUAAUCGAAAGCAUUAUAGGCAGUGCUGCGGGGUAGUGUGUAUAAAACCAAACAAUGAUAAUCCUAAUAUUUAUAUACUAUUGUAGCAAGAUAUGCAACUAUUUUUUGAACGUGUCUAAAACAGAUUAUGUGUGUUGCAUGCGACAAAACAAGGAAACAAACCAACAAGAAAAACCGUUAAAAACGGGCAGUACUACACAUAUUCUCACAAUCACACUAUCGGUGCAAACACCCGACCCAGUAAGGACCCGGUAAAACAGAUCUGCAUCAAUAAUUUAAAGAAGGUGCAUUAUGUUAACACGUACCGUUUUUCACACAACCAGAACACGGGCCGGUGUGCAUAAGAUAACACGUAAUUGAAACUCAAUCAUACACAAAUAGAUGAUGAAAACAUGUAUGGGUCCGAAUAUGAAUAAACGAUGUACUCUAGGGG